GGCUCCCUCGGGCGAGCAGCACCCAUCUCAGCCCCUGGCACCCGGCUCCUCGCAUGGCAGGUCGAAGCGGGGCAGCCUGGGUGUGACAGCAGGAGGCAGACUGGCUGGGCAGAGCUCGGAGACAAAUCCUGGGGGCCUGGCACCGUCCCUACCCCCCGCCGCUCUCGGUUCUAGAUGGCUCCUGGCUCCGGCGCACAGCUGGAGAGGAGCGGGCAGCCCCCGGGGGGUUGGCUAGCCCUGGCCGCCCUGGCCCUGCUGUGGGGAUCCUCGGUCCAGGGAGGAGGGACGCCAGGGUGCCCGUCCUGCCGGAUGCCCACCCUGGAGCCGGGCACGGAGAGGCGCUUCCUGCUCGAGCUGGCCAAGCGGCAGAUCCUGGAGAAGCUGCACCUGAGUGAGAGGCCCAACAUCACCCAGCCGGUGCCCCGUGUGGCCAUCGCCAACGCCCUGCACCGCCUGCAUGUGGGCAAAGCCCGGCAGGAGGGGCAGCCGGGGCCCUUCGACCGCUGGGACGGUCCCAACGCCGAUGAACUGGGCUACGAGAUCAUCAGUUUUGCCAAGACAGAGUUCUCCUCGCCCUCCAGCACGGGCCUGCGUUUCCGGUUCAGCCGGGGCCCGGGCCGGGAUGUCCACAUCCUGCAGGCCCAGCUGUGGCUCUACGUCCGGGCCCCCCGGAGCGGGCUCUCCCCGGUCACGCUGCGGGUCUCCCUGGCGGGGGCGCUGCUGAGCGAGAGGCAGCUGGAGGCCCGGGCCGGUGGCUGGCAGACCUUCACCCUCCUGCCUGUGCUCCAGGCCUUCUUCCGCGGGCAGGAGAAGACGCUGCGGCUGGAGCUGGAGUGCCGCGGGUGCCAGGCGAACGCCACGGCCGGGAGCGACGCCGGCGGCUCCCACCAGCCCUUCCUGGUGGCCAAGGCCACGGUGCGGGAGCCAGGGCAGCGGGUGGCCAAACGCAGCCUGCGCUGCGACCAGACCUCCAACCUGUGCUGCCGCAAGGACUAUUACGUGGACUUCCGGGACAUCGGGUGGAACGACUGGAUCAUCAAGCCAGAGGGCUACCAGAUCAACUACUGCAUGGGCCAGUGCCCGCCCCACGUGGCCAGCAGCCCGGGCAUGGCCUCCUCCUCCCACACGGCCGUGCUCAACCUGAUCCGGGCCCACAACGUGCAGGCGGGCGGGCAGUCCUGCUGCGUGCCCACGCACCGCCGGCCCCUCUCCAUCCUCUACUUCGACCGCAACAGCAACAUCGUCAAGACCGACAUCCCGGACAUGAUCGUGGACGCCUGCGGCUGCAGCUAGGGGGAGCGUGGCCGGGGGGGCCCAGCUGCCCCUGGAGAGGUGGGGGGUGCGGGAAGCUCCCGGUGCCGUUCAGCAGGGUUGGCGCAGACAGAUGGAGUCUGCUCUGCCGCGUGCCCGCCGCGGCUCUGCCCCAGUGCCCUAGGGCACCGUUUGGUAGACGCGGCUCUGCCCCAGUGCCCUAGGGGAGACGCGGGGUCAGGGAUUGUUCUGGACUCUCACUCCCGGGGCUCAGGAGGCUGGUUAACACGAUAC
This is a messenger RNA of Mauremys reevesii (Reeves's turtle), 1545 nucleotides long. Its product is annotated as inhibin beta C chain-like. Gene Ontology annotation, molecular function: hormone activity; growth factor activity; cytokine activity. The transcript has 2 exons. Bases 175 to 1293 code for a protein of 372 amino acids. NCBI's taxonomy places the organism in Eukaryota, Metazoa, Chordata, Testudines, Geoemydidae. Gene Ontology annotation, cellular component: extracellular region. Gene Ontology annotation, biological process: SMAD protein signal transduction; BMP signaling pathway. The record is from RefSeq and is a predicted model, not a curated record.